AUGACGAGGUAAGAGAGAGAGAGCGUUGAAAAAGUGGGAGGAUUACGACAGAACUUUUUCCAGAGAUCGUGGAUACGUCGUAACGUUUCAAGAUGGAAAAUUGGCGAACAGAUACCUGGCAGCUCAGAGGAAUUCACGCUGAGAAAAUAUAAAGAAGGGCUUGGCAAGAGCUAUAGUAGAAUAGUCCUGUACCUUGAAAGUGGAAACGCUGGACUGGGCUAGAGUUGACACACAAUGGUGGAUUAAUAGGCGAUAAAUUUUUCUAAAAUACAAUCCAAUUAUUUCCGGGGUAGGGGAUUUGCUAACAUGGUUUUUAUCCCCAGCCCUGGGAAUUUGUCGUAUAUUUCAAAAAAUUGGAACAAGCCCGGGGGGGGGACGGGCAUGCUGGGAUUUGACUGAUACAUUUGUUUGCAAUCAAUCUGGGAGUUGCUUUUCAGAUACAUUUGCAGGGAGCUUAUUUGAGAGGGGUGGGGGCUUUCCUCAAAUAUCCUCUGUUAUAAAUUAAUUUAUAUCUCUCAUUUCCAUAUCAUUUUAGAUCUAUUGGCUUGGAUGAGGAUAGUGCUGUGAAACAGGCAAUAGAUGAAAGCAUUCAACAACUUGGGAAUACAGAGGAGGAAGAAGUGAAAAAUGAUGAUCCAAAUGACCUGCAAGAUGAGAGUGUUGUCAUUAAAGAUCAUGCCAAUAAAAUGGUUAAAGGAGAUCCACGAAGUGUUGUGGUGAGCAAAUUAAGUAUCUGGGAAACAGCAAAACCGUAUUUCUUACGACAGAGAUUUCUGCAAAGAAAUGGUUUUUUACGGGUAACCUUUGCUGCAUUUGAAGGGCAAGAAGAUGCAGGUGACAAUGGUGGUUCUCGUCGGGAAUUUUGCCACUACUUCUUGGAGCGAUGUCUAAAGAAAGUGGGACUUUAUUCAGUAUGUUCAUUAGAAUUUAUCUUUACUACUAUGAUAGUCCAUAGGAGGCAACUGUUAGUUGUUGUUUAUGACUAUUUAUAAUCUGCAUUAUACAGUUGAAACUUGAAAUUGCAGCCAGCAUUCACAUGUUUAUUAGAAUCUGCAGAUUCUACACCUUAGUUUUGAAAUCAACAUACCAAGUUAGUUGGUUGAAAAAUAAUAUUAAAACUGUAUUGCCAUGGUACUUGUUCACUGUUGCUGUAUAUACAAUACACAGAUUACACAUAAUCAUAAAUAUUUUUCAUACAUUUGUAGAUACUUCAGAAGGACACAUUAUCAGGCCCAAUUUUAAAGCCCUACAAAGUAGUGCAUUCUCAGAGGUGGGAAAAAUGCUCGCAGCAAUGAUUGUUCAAGGAGGAGAGUUACCCCGUAUUUUCAGCCACAGUUUAUGCCAGUACAUUCAGGGUGGAAUUGACAAUGCAUUUCCCCAAAUAGAUGAGGUAGCAGACAUAAUUGUACAAAAGUCUUUAAAGAAGGUAAGCAAAAGCAAUGAGUAGUGGUAAUUACAACACAAUGAUCUGGUUAGUGGUUUCUGCACUUCACUUGGUAAUACUAGAAUUCUGUUUUUAGGGUUUGUAAUCCAAGUGAAUAUAUAUUACAUUUUAGAACCUAACCAGGAAUAACUGCGAAAAAUGCAGCACAAGGUCCUCUGGUAGGAAUUGAGAGGACCUUGUGCUGAAUUUCUCACAGUUGUUCCUGGUUAGGUCUUCAUAUAUAUAUAUAUAUAUAUAUAUAUAUAUAUAUAUAUAUAUAUAUAUAUAUAUAUAUAUAUAUAUAUAUAUAUAUAUAUAUAUAUAUAUAUUUUUUCAAGACCAUUGAAAAACACUACACUACCCUAGGGCCUACUAUUGUAUACAUUCAUUGUAAAUUUUAGUUGGAAGAAGCAAACACCCAGCUUGAUGUCAACAAAUGUUGGACUGAAUGCGAGUGGAAAGUAGAUAUAGAUGGAUUACCUUUAAAGAUCAAUCUCAAUGAAAGACACAUGUUGGUUAAUGAAAUCACCAAGUACUAUGUCAUCAUUAGAUGUAAAUCUAUGCUGGAUUAA
This is a messenger RNA of Paramuricea clavata, 1995 nucleotides long. The record is from the annotation of a GenBank genome assembly. Lineage: Eukaryota; Metazoa; Cnidaria; Anthozoa; Malacalcyonacea; Plexauridae.